Messenger RNA from Perca flavescens (yellow perch), 3847 nucleotides. It is a transcript of the gene pip4p1a, whose product is annotated as phosphatidylinositol-4,5-bisphosphate 4-phosphatase 1a. The record is from RefSeq and is a predicted model, not a curated record. Gene Ontology annotation, molecular function: phosphatidylinositol-4,5-bisphosphate 4-phosphatase activity. Lineage: Eukaryota; Metazoa; Chordata; Actinopteri; Perciformes; Percidae. Gene Ontology annotation, cellular component: plasma membrane; phagocytic vesicle membrane; late endosome membrane. Gene Ontology annotation, biological process: phosphatidylinositol dephosphorylation. The coding region runs from base 165 to 977 and encodes 270 amino acids. The transcript has 7 exons.
GGUGGGCAGUGCCACACCUCCGAGCUCCGUUACCGCAGCAGCAGCAGCAGCAGCAGGAGCAGGAGCAGGAGCAGUGGUGUGAUCAUGUGACGCCUGCAUUUCCGACACAACAAUACAACACCGUAUUGGUCUGCAUUCACUCCCCCCCACGCCUGGCUCUCGGUAUGGCGGACGGCGAGAGGUCCCCGUUACUAUCAGAUCUGGGAGAUGGUGCUCUUGGCAGUGGUAACGGCGGGGUGUCUCCCGGCGCAGCGCCCUACGGUGUGCCCAACAAACCACAGAGCUUCCCUCCGUUCCCCAGCCCUACUCAGCCCUCGGUGCUCCUCGGGGAGGACCCUCCGCCCUACUCCCCUCUCACGUCCCCAGAGAGUGGCAGUGCACCUGUCAUCAGCUGCAGGGUGUGUCAGAGCCUGAUCUCUGUGGAGGGAAAGAUCCACCAGCAUGUGGUGAAGUGUGGGGUUUGCAAUGAAGCUACGCCCAUUAAGAAUGCCCCAGCAGGGAAGAAGUACGUCCGCUGCCCCUGCAACUGUCUGCUCAUCUGCAAAGUUACUUCCCAGAGGAUCGCCUGUCCUCGGCCAUAUUGUAAGAGGAUAAUUAAUCUGGGUCCAGUUCAUCCUGGUCCGGCCAGUCCUGACCCCCAGCCAUCUGGGGCCCGAGUCUCCUGUGGACACUGCAGCAACACUUUCCUGUGGACAGAGUUCACAGACCGGACGCUGGCCAGGUGCCCACACUGCAGGAAAGUCUCCUCCAUUGGUCAGAGGUAUCCCCGGAGGCGGAGCUUGUGGUGUUUUCUACUCUGCUUGCUAUUCAGCAUCUCCACUGCUGGGCUGAUGGCUGGAACGUGGGCGAAGGCUCAGACCUACCAGGGGAUCUACGCCUCGUGGGCCACGCUGCUGCUCCUGGUUCUUGUCACCUUGGUCCGGGCCUUCUACUGGGCCUGCAUGAGGGUCAGCCAGCCCCUCCAGAACUUCACAUAGAGCCCCCUCCAACCCUGCCGCUCCCUCUUCCCAACCCGCCAGGCCGGAGGAGAAGAUGGCUUUAAAGAAAAACACACCCACUAUAAAACAGAAUAUUUAUUUAAACCCAACCCCAGAAAGAGAAAGUUCUCCUCCUCCUGUCCCCUCCCUUUUAGUCAAAUGUGUUUCUAAAACUGGAUGGCAGUGGCUGCGACUGCUAUAUAUCUAACGGUAACUAUGAUGAUACGUAUAGCCUAAUGUACUGUUUAUCUGUUCUAAUCUCGUGGCAGGGGUGGGGUUCGUUUUAACACUGUAACAAUUCUAACAAUUUUUUCUUCUUCUCUUUCCCCCCCUGCACUGUUUAUACAUUUCGGCUUCAGUCUGUGGCACAUCGGUUGCACUCUCGCAACUUCUAAGAUGGGGGCUUAAAGCUAAGUCUAAGAUGUGAAUAUUGCCCUUGUUUUUGUUCAGGGGGCGACGCUCCCUCUUCAAUCCUAAUUUGACGUUAGGUUUAGUAUUAUUUGAACAUUUAAAAAAAAAAAUUUAAAUCGCUAAAAACAAAUGAUUUUGCGAAAGCGCCGAUGAAGUCCGAUGAAAGCUAACAAAUCAAUGCCAGUCGAAGACUAGUGGCUGGAGGGACAUCAGUUCCCUUUUUGUGAAGCAAAAUAUCAAGUAGGUGUUGAAAUGUGUCUGAAAAAUUGAAUUCAGCAGUACGUCAGUGUUUCUGCUGAAUUAUCCCCUGGGACUGACUUUGAUCCAAAGCAGCUUGAAAGCCUUAAAAGGUUGUGUGGUAGAAGGAUUCAACUCUUUCUCUCACACACACACACACACACACACACACACACACACACACACACACACACACACACACACACACACACACACACACACACACACACACACACGUGGCUGUUCUAAUGAGGCUGUUAUUUCCUCAUCUGGCUCGCUGAGCUCGGCAUGUAAACUGCGCUGGGAGCACAGCCUUAAUUGAGGGACUGCUGCUCCCAAUGCACCUUGUUUCCUCUGCCACACGCACACACACACACACACACACAAGCCACAUAAAUGCAAACCGGCUCACAACAAAAGGAGGGUGCUCUUUUAGAGUUGCAACGGCUCACAAACCAGUUUGUCGAAGGCACCCCAGCCUCUCUUUUCAAAGACAGACCAGAAAACCGAUUUUCUCCAUAAUGUCCUCAUUCUGGUCGUCUAAAGAGUGUAACCACACAUAUAUCUACAGCUUUCCUUUCUGCCAAGCGCAUAUCUCCAAUUGACAUAUUAAAAGCCAAAUGUGGCAUAAUCCUCCCUCCCUUUUUCAAGAGACAGGUUUACUUUUUUAAACAUAUCUAUAUGACCUCGGUUCUGCUUGGCCUUCCAAAACACACCAAAAUAUGAAACAUGAAGAGCUGUUUGCUGUUACAAAGUCAAUAUUUGCCUCCUUUUACCCACAAAACCCUGAAAGUAUGAGAUGUUUUUUGGAAUAGCUUUCAGUUGUUGGUUGUAUGCUUUAAUGCUUGCAAACCACACUACAUAUUUGUCUUGGGAGAGGACUUUUAAGGGCCUCUCUGUAUGUUUUGCUCUCAAGUUGAAUCUGUGAAAACAAAAACAAAACUUUGAGCCCUUAAAAAUACAGUACUUCAGGCUUUGCGAGCUCCUGAUAGCAACUUUAGGAUGUAUAUCUAAAUGCAUCAGAGCUCAAAUAACAAAGUGCAGUCGGUAUGAAAGCACCAUGUUGCUAAACUCAGUCAGUGUAUUGCAAUUGGGACCUUUUCAUGGUGAAAAUAUGUCCAGCUUUUGUCAUUGAAGAUUGAGGCUGUGUCUGAGCUUCCUUUUGGUCGGUUCCAGAUUGAACAUCCACCUUAAGGCCAGUGGAAUAUCUGUAAAAGAGGAAAGCUCUACCUACCACACAAAGCCUAAUGUCAGUCAGAAUAGGUCAGUAACCUAAACACAAACUAUAUUCUCACUCAGUUUAAUCAUGACUUCUCUGUCUGUGGUUCUGAAUGUGGUAACAUUUCUUCUUUUAAUGAAUUAUGUAUUUUUUCUGUUUGGAUUGUAAAUAUAUAUGUUGUUUAUGUACAAUGGAAGUGACUAAGCAAAUUACGUUGCUCCGAGCUUAACACUAAAUGCUGUGAUCGCUGUGGACGUUUUUAUUUGUUGUUUUUAAGAAGGUUAUUUUUGCAACUCUUCACCUGUUACAUAUUUAAUGAUUUGAUGAAAUACUAACCUAAUAAGCCUCUGGAUAUAAAGUCCAAAUCUUUUACCACAAACACAACCUACUCGCACCAACAAAACAUGACCCAGUCACAUUUGUCUCUCUCUCUCUCUCUCUUUCUCUCUCUCUCUUUCUCUCUCUCUCUCUCUCUCUCUUUCACACACACACACACACACACACACACACAGCACCUUAUACAAUAGUAAGAAAAACUGCAUACACAAAGUAAGAUGAGAAGAAGUUACCACGUAGACUGAGGUUGCAAACCGUUCAUAUGUACCGUUCUACACGCUGCAAAAAGGCCACAAAUAAGUCAUUUAUCCAGUCCUAAAAUCAUAUUUAUUGUGGAAAAUUCUGUUAUGGAGUGAGAUAAUUUCACUUUCUUUUAAGACUGGACCAAGGACGUGUCUUUUCCUUUUUGAAAUCAAUACAAUGAUCUGCCAGUUUCAAGUUAUGGUCAGAGCAUUACUUUUUAAGACUGUGAUGGGGGAAAAAAAUAAGGUUGAAGGACAGAAUUAAUAUGACUUGUUUAAGGAAGACCUUUUUCUUUUUAGCAGUGGAGUGAUCAUGUCUUAUCCAUGACUGCAAAAGAAAUCAAUCAUGUUAAUGCCAAUAAUCAAGAACCUGGCUGAUGCUCUUUUCAGAGUUUGUUUACACACAAAUAAAGACAUAAUGUACA